CGUUCUUGACUGAUUUCAGCUUUUCUGCGAAACAUCUGAUUAAUUUUUCACGCCUGAAAGUUUUCCAAGUUGUCGGCGUGGGUGUAAGGAGCUCAUGUAUGGGUUCAGUAAUUUCUGCUUUACUUAAGAAACCGAUAGUAAACGUCAAUAUGAGUAAUUCUCAGGCAGAUAUGGUGCGCGAAGUAAUUGCAAAUAAUAAGGUAGUCAUUUUUUCUAAAAGCUACUGCCCUUUCUGCACCAUGGCCAAGGAGCAAUUUCGCAAACUUGCUGUUCCUGCAUAUGUUGUUGAACUUGAUAGUCGCACUGAUGCUGAAGAAAUCCAAAACAUCCUCGGUGAGAUAACAGGCGGUAGAACGGUAAGUAAUAGGGAUUUGCCGGGUAGACUUUAGUAUUCAGGCGCACCU
This is a messenger RNA of Rhagoletis zephyria (snowberry fruit fly), 404 nucleotides long. RefSeq names its product glutaredoxin-C4-like. Gene Ontology annotation, molecular function: glutathione disulfide oxidoreductase activity. NCBI's taxonomy places the organism in Eukaryota, Metazoa, Arthropoda, Insecta, Diptera, Tephritidae. The record is from RefSeq and is a predicted model, not a curated record. Gene Ontology annotation, biological process: cellular response to oxidative stress. Gene Ontology annotation, cellular component: cytoplasm.